AUGUCUCCUCAAUUAUUCGAGACGCAAUCUUUGCGUAUCGCGGUGGAGGGUUGUGGCCAUGGCACUUUGAAUGCGAUAUACGCAUCAAUUGAGAAAGCUUGCGAAGUCAACAAAUGGGACGGCAUUGAUUUGCUCGUAAUCGGUGGUGACUUUCAGGCAGUCCGCAAUGCUCAAGACCUGAACUGCAUGUCUGUGCCUAUCAAAUUUCGCGAGAUUGGCGAUUUCCAUGAAUACUACUCUGGCGCUCGGAAAGCGCCAUAUCUCACCAUCUUUGUUGGCGGCAAUCAUGAAGCCGGUAACCAUCUCUUUGAGCUAUACUACGGUGGAUGGGUAGCACCCAAUAUUUAUUAUCUGGGAGCAGCUAAUGUCAUUAGACUUGGUCCCUUGCGCAUUGCUGGAUUUUCCGGUAUUUGGAAGGGGUAUAAUUACAACAAACCUCAUUAUGAAAGAUUACCAUACAAUCAGGAUGAUGUGAAGAGCAUAUACCACGUCCGGGAAAUCGAUAUCAGGAAGAUGCUUCAAAUAAGGACUCAAGUAGACAUUGGUAUCAGCCAUGACUGGCCGAAAGGGAUCGAAUGGAAAGGAAAUUAUAAAUCCCUCUUUGCGAAAAAGGACCUUUUUGAGGCAGAUGCACGAAGUGGACGGCUUGGCAGCACAGCCGCCAAGUAUGUCCUAGAGCGCUUAAGACCUCCAUAUUGGUUCUCUGCACAUCUACAUAUCAAAUAUGCUGCAGUCGUUGAACAUGAUUCGCCGGCUGCAGAUGCCACUGGAGGUUCAGGGGUGCGCCCGUUUGAGCUCGCACCUGGAAAUGAGCCGCCAAUAGAAUCAACUGGCCCGAGCCGAAACGAAGAGGAGAUUGAAAUCGAUAUGGAUGAGGAUGAAGUUGCGCCAGUACCUCCUCGAUCUGAAUCGAAUGCUCCGGCCGUCGUGUCAAAUGAUGAGGAGAUCCAGCUGGAUCUAGACGAUGAAGUUGACACCUCAGUCAGCGCUGUGCCGGAAGAGGGGCGCACUGUCAUAUCAACUGGCAACGCUGAUAAUAUCUCUAAUAUGCAAGUCCAACCUGGCCCAACAUCCCAGGAGGGAAUAUCAGAUGAACUGCGUGCACAACUUCCCGAAUCAUUCUUCCGCCAAGAUCCAUCUGCAACGGUGCAAUCACAUCCGCCACUACAAACAGAUAUUUUCAAUAAAUCGACUCGGUUUCUUGCCUUAGACAAGUGUCUUCCAAAUCGGAAGUUCCUUCAGAUCCUCGAUAUCCCUCCUCCCUGCGCCUUAACAUCAUCCGAAGGUUCGUCUGACGGGAGACCAUCGGGUUCCAGUACAUCUUCAUCAACAAGGCCAUUUCGUCUCGAGUAUGAUAAAGAGUGGCUUGCAAUCACUCGAGUCUUUGCGAAUGACCUCAAGUUAGGAGAUCCAAGUGCUUCAUUGCCUCGUGAUCAGGGCGAAGCUUACUAUCGACCACUAAUCGAAAAGGAAGAGGAGUGGGUGGAGGAACACGUUGUGAAGCCGGGAAAAAUGGUUGUCCCUGAUAAUUUCGAGAUCACUGCUCCAAUAUAUGAUCCUGUUCGCGGUCCACGUGUUCCCGAGCAGCCAUCCGAGUACACAAAUCCGCAGACUAGCAGAUUCUGCGAGCUCCUAGAUAUCGACAAUCCAUUUGACGCGACCGAGGAGCAGAGAGCAGAGCGGAUGCGCAUUGGCCCUCGGCCAGAUGCUCCGCGUGGUGGCGCAAGCGGUGGCGGAUAUCGUGGGCGAGGAGGUGGCGGUUUCCGCGGCAGCGGACGAGGACGAGGAAGUCGGGGCCGAGGAGGCCGAGGAGGCCGAGGACAUCGAGCGCCGGGAGGUUGGUGA
Molecule: messenger RNA, 1845 nt
Organism: Xylona heveae TC161
Lineage: Eukaryota; Fungi; Ascomycota; Xylonomycetes; Xylonales; Xylonaceae
Product: DBR1-domain-containing protein
Exons: 3
Coding region: 1-1845 (614 amino acids)
Biological process (GO): mRNA splicing, via spliceosome
Cellular component (GO): nucleus
Molecular function (GO): RNA lariat debranching enzyme activity
Source: RefSeq, a predicted model, not a curated record